CAUUCUCUCUCUCUCUCUGAAAUAGUGCAUUUCCAUUUAUUCUAUCUGUGAAUUUUUGCAGGUUGUCCGUACCAGUCUUAUGCCUGGCAUAUUGAAAACCAUUGGGCAUAAUAAAGACCACCCAAAACCAAUAAAGAUUUUUGAAGUGGGUGAUGUGGUGCUACUCGACGACACAAAAGAUGUUGGUGCAUCAAAUCGCCGUCAUCUUGCAGCUUUGUAUUGUGGAGCUACUUCAGGAUUCGAGCUUAUACAUGGUCUUGUGGAUAGAAUCAUGGAAGUGGCAGGAACCUCAUUCGUACCACCUGGGGAUGAAACUGGCUACUAUAUACAGAGUUCAGAUGAACCCGAGUUUCUUCCAGGCCGACAAGCGAGCAUCAUUUACAAAGGGAAGCAAAUCGGCACUUUUGGCAUUGUGCACCCACAGGUGUUGGAUAACUUCGAUAUUCCAGACCCAUGCUCCUACGUGGAACUCAACAUUGAGAACUUCUUGUAGAGGGACAAAUUCUUAUGUUUUGUUAUUUCGACCAAUCACAAAAUUUUUAUUACAAUAAGUCAACCUUCAUUUUCAUGACUUGUAUGACAAUACCUCGUUUCAUCUUAGAAUGCCAUGUCGUAAUUAAUGCUGCCUUUUCGGCCUUCAUUGUAAUGCACUUCACAAUUGUCUGAGAAAAUAACUGCCUCGAAGCAUUGGAAAACAAGAGAAUUAUUAUUA
Messenger RNA from Olea europaea var. sylvestris, 712 nucleotides. Its product is annotated as phenylalanine--tRNA ligase beta subunit, cytoplasmic-like. Gene Ontology annotation, biological process: phenylalanyl-tRNA aminoacylation. Bases 80 to 493 code for a protein of 137 amino acids. The record is from RefSeq and is a predicted model, not a curated record. The transcript has 5 exons. Gene Ontology annotation, cellular component: phenylalanine-tRNA ligase complex. Gene Ontology annotation, molecular function: phenylalanine-tRNA ligase activity. Lineage: Eukaryota; Viridiplantae; Streptophyta; Magnoliopsida; Lamiales; Oleaceae.